AUGUGUAAAAAAAGAAAUGAAAUAAAUCAUUAUAUUAGAAAAAAAAAAAUUUCUCCAUCCCCAAAACCAAUACCAAAAUCAAAAUCAACUCCAUCCUCAAGACCAACACUUGGACCUAGACCUAGACCAAGAACAAGAGCAAGAGCAAGAACAAGAACAAGACCAACUCCAAUACUUACAUCACCAACACCAAUACCACUGCCAACCCCACAAUCAACACCAAAACUAAAAUCAACUAAAAUCGGUUCAAAGAAAUUUUUAUGA
Messenger RNA from Dictyostelium purpureum, 264 nucleotides. RefSeq lists its product as uncharacterized. Lineage: Eukaryota; Evosea; Eumycetozoa; Dictyosteliales; Dictyosteliaceae. The transcript is spliced from 2 exons. Bases 1 to 264 code for a protein of 87 amino acids. The record is from RefSeq and is a predicted model, not a curated record.